AUGGCCACGAUCGAGCCACGCUUGAUUCACCUGCUCAACGAGUCGACGACGCCCCAGCUUCCGCAUACCGACCUCCCUCCGCUUCACUCUCUGCCCCUCCCAAAGUCCUCGGACCGGCCCUUGCCCCCGCUCGAACCGGACACAAGCCACCGAGGCGACAGACCCGACAGACACGGCGCCGAUGGCCAACCGCUGUCCAACCCGGCAGGUCUGCUGUAUCUCACCGUCGACGACGGCUCUUUAGAUCCCCGGAAGAACAACACUCGCGUAGAGGGGAAGCAUGCGGGCACGGCAGCGGCUUUCCCGCUGCGGUUGCUGCUGGGAGAGACUGAGGCUUCGGAAUCAUCCCACUCGCUCAACAAGAUUCUAGACGACAACCUGGACGCUCUAGACGACGCCUCCAACAAGAAACGCCACCGCGGCAUGCACGUCAAAGAUGAUUUUGUCCAACUUCCACAGCCUCUCAAAAAGCAAAAGGCUGCUCAGGCGGCCCCGGUCAUGCCACCCAUCAUCAAUGGUCUACACGAGCCCCCACCGCAUGCCGCCUUGUUCCCACCCAUAUCCUCCGACUCCUUCGAUGGCAAGGACGGAAAUCAAAUGAAGCUACUGCACGAACUCAAUCAAACGUCCCCGGAAGCCGAGAAAAUUAAUAAUUACAACAAGGCGAGGAAGCGGGCCACGAAACCAAGGAGAAAGUGGUCCGAGGAGGAGACCAAUCACCUCUUGUUGGGCGUCAACCGUCAUGGAGUUGGAAAAUGGACUAGCAUUUUGGAAGACGCUGAUUUCAAGUUCAACGACCGGACAGCCGGGGAUUUGAAGGAUAGGUUCAGGACAUGUUGUCCGGAUGAGCUUCGCAGAAACAAGGCCUCGUUCGGCUCCCAGUCAAGCAAAUCGCGAGAUUCGAGACAAAAGACCAAAGGCGACACACAUCUGGAAAAGAUCCUGAUAGAUGGCGAGGCCUCAUUGAACACGGAACCAUCAACGGGUAAUGACACUGAGACAAACCCAAGACAGAAGAAGAGCCGGGCGCAUCGCAAAAAGAUGGAGGAUCUUGUUGAACUUGGCAUACAUGGGCCGUUUAAGAAAUCCCACCGACGAGAGCGGCGCCCCUUCACGGAACAGGAUGACCGAGAGAUUUUAGAGGGUCUUAACCAGCAUGGACCUGCAUGGACUAAGAUCCAGCGCGACCCACGCUUCCAUCUUGCCACCAGACAACCAACCGAUCUGAGAGACCGGGUGCGCAACAAGUACCCUAGCAUCUAUCACCGUAUAGAAAAGGGCACUUUUCAGGCUAACGAUGCUGGCCGCGGUAACGACAUCAUGGAACCGUCGAUCAACAUGUCGAUCAACAACUCUUUCCAGCCGUCAAACACCACUCUUGAGCUACAAAUGAACCCCGCAGCUUCAAGGGAGGACUUGCCUCGAUGGCCCCUUCAACGGGUGGACGCACUUGAGAGCUCGCAUUCCGGCCAAGGAUUCGAAUUUGGAGAGUCGGCAACUCCUCAAUUUAUGGGAGGGGAGAUGGACAUAUCGAGACUCUUACUUGAUGACGCCCAGAUCUCCCAAGGAAUCUCGCGGAUGGGCGUCGAGUCCUCUGGCACCACACUCUCAGAGUCGCGCCGGGAAGGCCUUGGAAAAACCACAGAGAGGGCAAAACAUACCGUAAAAUAA
Molecule: messenger RNA, 1671 nt
Organism: Ilyonectria robusta
Lineage: Eukaryota; Fungi; Ascomycota; Sordariomycetes; Hypocreales; Nectriaceae
Exons: 1
Coding region: 1-1671 (556 amino acids)
Source: RefSeq, a predicted model, not a curated record